This is a messenger RNA of Staurois parvus, 330 nucleotides long. NCBI's taxonomy places the organism in Eukaryota, Metazoa, Chordata, Amphibia, Anura, Ranidae. The record is from the annotation of a GenBank genome assembly.
AGCAGGCACCGGGUCCCCAGGCGGAGCGGCGGGCACCGGGCAACCAGGCAGGGCGGCAGGCACCGGGCCCCCAGGCGGAGCGGCAGGUCAUCUGGCUCAACAGCGGGCAUCGGGUCACCAGGCACGACAGCGGGCAUCGGGUCACCAGGCAUCAGGUCAUCUGGCUCGACAGCGGGCACCGAGUCAUCUGGCAAGGCAGUGGGCACCGAGUCACCAGGCGUGACAGCUGGCUCUGAGUCACCAGGCAUUGGAUCGUCUGGCUCGACAGCGGGCAUCGAGUCAUCAGGCACGACAGCGGGCAUCGGGUCACCAGGCAUUGGAUCGUCUGGC